Molecule: messenger RNA, 933 nt
Organism: Fimicolochytrium jonesii
Lineage: Eukaryota; Fungi; Chytridiomycota; Chytridiomycetes; Spizellomycetales; Powellomycetaceae
Exons: 5
Coding region: 1-933 (310 amino acids)
Molecular function (GO): protein binding
Source: RefSeq, a predicted model, not a curated record
AUGGGUGUUUCAGAGACGUUAAAGUGGCGAAAGUUGGCCCCUGCAUCAACCAACAACUCCGUCGCCAUCCCACCGCGGUACGAGCACGCCGCGGUCAUCAUCCCAGGCUCCGAAAGCGCCGCAUCCCAGCUGCUCGUGAUGUACGGCGCGGGGAACGACGGCCUGCUCAACGAUGUCUGGACGUUUGACCUGGAUAAGCAGCAAUGGACAUCUCUAUGCACGAAAGGCACGGCGCCAUCAGCCCGGACGCUGCGGUCCGUAGCCGCGAUAGAAGAUCAACGUAGCGGGUCGCGGAGGGUGUACAUUUUUGGCGGUGGAGCGGAACAUGACAAGGCUGUGGACGAUGGAUGCGUGUAUUGUUUCGAUGUUGGUGGGUUGAUCAUGGAAGCGACACACAGUGUGAUAGAUGAGACGCAACAGCCGGCACCUGCGCCGCGUUUAGGGCACACGUUCACGGCCGUAGGAACGAAAAUCUACUUGUUUGGUGGCAUGGCUGGUGACGUGACGUUUGAUGAUGUGUGGGUGUUUGAUACAGUGAGUAGGGAAUGGAAAUGCUUGGAAGGGACAGGAGACGUGCCGUCGCCUCGCUCAGGGCACUCGGCGACUGUGAACCGGGACAAGAUUUAUGUAUACGGAGGUCUGACACGGACACCCAAAACUCAAGCAUUUGAAGACGUUUACGUGUUCGAGACUGUCCACACAGUAUGGACAAAACUCGACCCAGCAUCUCUCCCACCCGGCCCGCCAGGUGCUCGCCUUGGCCACGACGCAUGCGCCAUCACGGAAUACGCACCGCUCAUCGGGUCAAUGGCAGACGCCGACCCGUCCAACACCACAGCGCAAAUCGCGAUUACGGCAAAAGACGCGAUGGUUGUGUUUGCAGGCAUGGAUUUGGGGGGCAUGUACAAUAGUGUUUAUCUACUGGAGGUUUGA